CCUGACGUCACAAACCAGAAGUAGUGGAAAGAAGGUUGAAAAUGGCUCGCAGUGUGUUGCGUGGAGGAGUUUCUCUGUUUCAGGUCAGCAGGAGGAUACCGCUGCUGUCCGCUCCUCGGUGUUACUCCCAGUCGGAACCGGAACCGCUGACUCUGAGGGAACAGAAGCACGGAAUCAGGAGGAUCAUUUUAAACAACCCUAAGAAGAGGAACGCUCUGUCCUUGUCCAUGCUGGAAACCCUCCGAGAGAACAUCCUGACUGACGAUGGCGAAGAUCUCAGAGUCAUCAUCAUAUCAGCCAAAGGUCCGGUCUUCUCGUCGGGACACGACCUGAAGGAGCUGACGUCCACUCAGGGCCGAGAAUACCACACCAAGGUGUUUCAAACCUGCUCAGAGGUCAGUUUGUGUCGGUCUGGGACUGAAACUCCAGCUGAAGAGUUAAAACAUCCUGACACUGAAAAUAUCAAUAUUUCUCUUAUUUUAAACAUUUCUGACAUAAAAUACCUGUUGGAGUGGAGUUUAGUGUCGGCAUGGAAACGAGGCCUCCAGGUGUUCAUAAUCUCAGUAAUUUUAGUUUUUCAGGUGAUGACUCUGAUACAAGACCUACCUGUCCCAGUGAUCGCCAUGGUGAACGGCGUUGCCACGGCAGCCGGUUGCCAGCUGGUCGCCAGCUGUGACAUUGCGGUUGCUACGGAGAAAUCCAGCUUUGCCACUCCAGGCGUCAACGUGGGUCUGUUCUGCUCCACGCCGGCGGUGGCCAUCGGCAGAGCGGUGCCCAGAAAGGUUGCCAUGGAGAUGCUGCUGACGGGGUCUCCUAUGUCAGCCCAUGAUGCCCUGUUGCAUGGCCUGGUUAGCAAGGUGGUGCCAGAGGAGCGGUUGGAGGAGGAGACGUUGGCCAUCGCCCAGCGAGUGUGUCAGUCCAGUCGACCUGUUGUAGCUCUUGGCAAGAUCACAUUCCAAAGACAAAUGGCUCAAGGCAGAGAUGCAGCAUAUGCCACUGCCUCCAAGGUGAUGGUGGACAACCUGGCUCUUAGAGACGGACAGGAGGGGAUCCAGGCCUUCUUAGAGAAACGCAAACCUGUAUGGAGCCAUAAACCUGAGAAAGUUCAUGACUGACCCACUCAAAGAGGUUAUUAAGAGGUUAUGUCUUAGUAAACAUCUUUAUAGUGUGAUCUUUGGUCACUAAUUGAAAUGACCUAUUGCAGUAAUUUGCAACAUGAUAAAGAGCAUUUUUUUCAUUUCACCCAAAUGAAAAAAAAUAUUCAGAACCAUUUUGUGCCUUAAGAGCUGCAGAAACAACCCACUGUGGAUGCUUUUAUAGAGGUUUUUACAUUCAUGUUGCUCCUUGAAAGACAAAUCAUAGUUUGUCUUGAUUUGACAGUUUUCUGUACUAUCAAAGUUUGAUUCAUGAUGAAAAUGAAUGAAAACUGUUCUGUAAUGUUUAACAGCAGAACAAUCAGUAAAGAUUUUGUUGAAGUUGUUUUCUGAUGCAAAAAUCACAAAAGUGCAGGCUGCUGAAUGCUGUGACACUAAUCAGUGGCAUAAUCAGAACACUACUUUAUAUGACAUAACUGUAGUAUGCUUAUGCUUUAAUAUAUUUUUUAUAAUUGUAACAUUUGUUUUCAGUGUGUCUGUGCAGCUUUAUGCAGCUGUUCCUGUAAGUAUUGUAAAUUAUACUGUAAUUCAGAAUAAAAGCAAUAUAUGCAUUGUGA
This is a messenger RNA of Poeciliopsis prolifica (blackstripe livebearer), 1711 nucleotides long. RefSeq names its product enoyl CoA hydratase domain containing 3 (gene echdc3). Bases 42 to 1115 code for a protein of 357 amino acids. Gene Ontology annotation, cellular component: mitochondrion. The transcript is spliced from 5 exons. NCBI's taxonomy places the organism in Eukaryota, Metazoa, Chordata, Actinopteri, Cyprinodontiformes, Poeciliidae. Gene Ontology annotation, molecular function: hydro-lyase activity. The record is from RefSeq and is a predicted model, not a curated record.